Cornus florida is the source of this 1777-nucleotide messenger RNA. RefSeq lists its product as uncharacterized. The coding region runs from base 109 to 1299 and encodes 396 amino acids. The transcript has 7 exons. NCBI's taxonomy places the organism in Eukaryota, Viridiplantae, Streptophyta, Magnoliopsida, Cornales, Cornaceae. The record is from RefSeq and is a predicted model, not a curated record.
GUUAGUCCGGUAAAUAUACGCAUCAAUUAUAUUAAUCGCCGAGGCAAUUAGGGUUUUACGUCAUCUGCAAUCCCAUUCUCUUUCACGAAGGUAUAUAGAAUUUUGAAAAUGCAGGGAAACAGAGGACGCCAAGAUCCUUUCUUUGACCUUGGUGAUCCUUUUGCGGGCUUUGGUGGCCACAGGAGUUUAUUGUCUAAUUCUUUUGGAGGAAGGGACCCAUUUGAUGAUCCUUCUUUCACGGGCCCAUUUGGAAGCAUGUUUGAGUCAAGCAUCUUUGGUCCUACUGGUAGUCCUUUUGCAAAUCCUUUUUUCAGGGGCCCAUUUGGAAGCAUGUUUGAGUCAAGCAUCUUUGGUCCUACUGGUAGUCCUUUUGGUAGUCCUUUUGCAAAUCCACAUCCUUUUGCAAAUCCACACCCUUUUGUAAAUCCACAUCCUUUUGCAAAUCCACACCCUUUUGUAAAUCCACACCCUUUUGUAAAUCCACAUCCUUUUGCAAAUCCACAUGCAUCUGGAUUACAUCCUUUUGCAAAUCCACAAGCAUCUGGAUUUCUUGAACAUCAAGUCCCGCAGACCAAUAUGUAUAGGGGACCAAUCAUUGAAGAAUUGAACUCUGAUGAUGAAAGAGAGGAAGAAGGUAAGAAGGAGAAGAAAGAUAUUCCUAGAAAGCAUGGUAGGUUGAGCAAAGUACCUUAUGUUGAGGAUCCAGAUGAUGUAGCUGAAGAGAGAAAGAGUAAGCAAAUGCAUUACAGAAAUAACUUCAACACGUUGAACAAUGCACAGAUAGAGCCCCGAAACCAUAGUUUCACGUUUCAGAGCUCCACUGUUAAUUGUGGUGGAGCAAAUGGAGCAUAUUAUACCUCAUCUAGAACUACGAGGACAGGAAGUGAUGGUUUGAUGAUUGAUGAAAGUAAAGAAGCUGAUACGGCUACUGGUCAAGCAGCUCAUAGGAUCUCUAGGGGAAUUUAUGAUAAGGGACAUUCCGUUUCAAGGAAUCUUAAUUCAGAUGGUAGGGUGGACACAAUGCAGACUUUGCACAAUCUUAAUGAAGAUGAGUUAGCUGGUUUUGAAGAAUCUUGGAAAGGGAAUGCUGGAAAGCACCUACCUGGUUGGUCGGAGCGAUUCAAUGUACAUGAAGUUUCCAGCAGCAGUGGGCAGAAUGGGCUGGCGAGCAGGGAUGGAUGGGCUCUUCCUUCAACACAGCACGCUCAGCACUUGGAGGGCAUGAAACAGGAUGUUGGAGAAACAGCAGGUUCAUCUCGAUCAAAAGCUUUCCGAGAAAAUGAAAGAUAUAGGAGAUAGAACAGGCUCUUCUUCAGCAAGAAUAAGAGCUGCGAAUGGUGUUAACAUGGACCAGUUUAGGAGGCAUCGAUGAGCUCGUCUUUUGGCACCCCCUCUCUGAGACUUCCCACAGCCUUUACCCAGAAUCCAUACUCUAUAGUUUUAAAGCAACAGUUUCUGUAUGCUAUACAUCUUUAUGUUGUUAGCUUAUUAGCUAGAUUGCUAAUGUAUAUAGUGGGAUUGCUAGUUUGAGUCCAUGGGUAGUAGCAUAUAUAUAAUAUACCUAUAGGUCCCUGCAAUUUUAACUAUAUUGGGCAUUAUCAAAAGAUUUAUGCAUUAAAUAUAAGAAGUAUUAAAUAUAAUAUUCAAUGCCUUAUUGUUAUUUUCAUUCGCAAAUAAAAGUCUGGGACUGCAUUUCCAGAGAUAGAUCUUUGUGUAAUUCAAAUAUACUCACAAUGCCUUAUUUUAACUGUGUGGGAUUUUAUUUUUGUGCGUGUCA